AGCUGGCGCGGCGCGAGCUGGCACCGCUGGCGCUGCACGCCUAUUGCGAGGCCUACUCAGACUUCAAGGCCUGCAUGCUCGCCCUGGUUUCUGGCAGCAGUGCAAACAGCGGCGCCGGUGGCAGCAGCGGCGGCGGCGGUGACCGCAGCGCCGAGCUUGCAGAGUUUGCUGGGAUGGUGGUGCGUGCGGUGCGGGAGGAGGUAGGGUGCGGAGGCACGCAGCUGGCGCAGCUGGCGCGCUACCUGCUGCUGCUGCACCAGCACCAGCACCACACGGGCUUCCAUCCCUUUUGGUGGCCUAACUUCAGUGCACAGACGCAGCGGCUGUGCGGCCAGCUGCUGCUGCCGCAGCGUGACGCGCUGCCGCCUGCUGCGCUGGAGCCGGCAGACGGCGGGCGCAGGCUGCCGGCAGGCGGCGUGAGGGAGCAUGAUGUGCAGGCGCUGCGGACGAGCCUAGGGUGUGACAGGGAGGAGGCGGUGGCUCUGCUCAGGCGGAAUGGAGGUUGUGCAUUCCGAGGGCUCCAAGAUGCAGGCGGCGCACAUAGAUGAGGGCCUCUUGGCUGAGCUGGCGGAUGAGUAUGCCACCUGGCGAGGCCUGGAAGCGCCGUCAUCGC
Chlorella variabilis is the source of this 613-nucleotide messenger RNA. RefSeq names its product expressed protein. NCBI's taxonomy places the organism in Eukaryota, Viridiplantae, Chlorophyta, Trebouxiophyceae, Chlorellales, Chlorellaceae. The transcript has 3 exons. The record is from RefSeq and is a predicted model, not a curated record. The coding region runs from base 75 to 548 and encodes 157 amino acids.